UUCUGGCCAGCCCAUUAUAUAUCACUCUCAUGGCAAGGUGGCUCCUGUACUACUCUGCCCAUUGAUAGGCUGCUGGUGAUCACAAGCUACACAACACAUCACACAAGCAAUAGGCAUCUCUCUCUUCUUUCUCUUUCUCCUCCUUGCUUCAUUUGGAGUACUAGAGAUUAAUUUCUUGAAGGAGAGAAAUGACAAGUGUCUGGAAGACCAAGGUUCUCACUGGACUCAACAAGCUCUUUGACAAGGAUGGAAAGAAGGCUGCUGCUGCUGAGUUCUUGAAAUCAUUCAACAAGGAGGAGAUUGGCAAGGAGAUUGAUGACAAGAAGACAGAGCUAGAGCCCAAGGUUGUGGAGGUUGUUGAGUCAUCUCCUCCUGAGAUUAAGGCUUUGUUGAAGGACAAAAAAACAGCCAGCAAAAUCAAGAAGAACGGUCCUGCAGUCACUAAGUUCCUUGAGGAAUUGGCUAAGAUUGAUUUCCCCGGAGCCAAGCCGGUGAGCGACGCGGUGGCCAAGUCCGGCACGACGCCGCUCUCCCCGGCGAUCGCCUUCAUCCUGGAGAAGGUCGCGCCUUUCGUUCCCAAGGAGGAGCCCAAGCCCGAGCCGGAGGCGGAGGCGGCGGCGGAGACCACCUCCCGGGAAGUCGCCGUGGAGGAGGAGAAGAAGGAGGAGGAGGCGGCCCCCGCCGAGCCCGCCGCCGCCGCCGCGGAGGCGGCGGCGCCGUCGACGGAGGUGGUGGAGGAGAAGAAGGAGGAGGAGAAGCCAGCGGAGGCGGCGGCGCCGGCGGCUGAGCCGGAGAAGCAGUAGUGAUCACUCCAGAAGCAAGCAAAGCUAAGCUAGCUUAGCUAAGCUUAGCUGAUGGUAAUUAAAAUCAAGAUUAAGGUUAAUGUGAUCACACUACUCUCUCUCAGUCUCUGCACAAAAAGUAAGUAAAAAUCAAGAUACACACACUUGGCAUGCAAGAACAUUUGUUAUUGAAUUCUUUCACCCUUUGAUCCUUUCAUCUCUCUCCUAUAUAUAUAUAUGGUCGCCUCAUCGGUUGUAAAUUAAUUUAUGUGGGGUUUCUUGUUUUUUGGGGGUGAUUAAACAUGUGUAAUUAUAUUCAUAUGUUUGUUGGUCAUGAUCAUAAGGAGCUUGUGUAUAUUAUCCAUAUCUUUUUUUUUCUUUUGUUUACAAAUUUUCGGCUUGAGGUGUGAUGAAGAUAGACAUAUAUAUGCACCCUCUCCAAUUGUAAUACAAAUUAAUGGCUGUGGAUAUAUGUUCAUAUGGUACAGUUUGUUGUUGUUGA
Oryza sativa Japonica Group (Japanese rice) is the source of this 1284-nucleotide messenger RNA. The record is from RefSeq and is a predicted model, not a curated record. Lineage: Eukaryota; Viridiplantae; Streptophyta; Magnoliopsida; Poales; Poaceae.